This is a messenger RNA of Carica papaya (papaya), 3505 nucleotides long. Lineage: Eukaryota; Viridiplantae; Streptophyta; Magnoliopsida; Brassicales; Caricaceae. The record is from RefSeq and is a predicted model, not a curated record.
CCAACUAGAAGACAUACCUUGAGUUCCCUCAAUCCAAGCUUCAGUAUAGACUGACGAUUUUCCCGUUUCCCAUUUGUUGUGUCAUAAAUUUAAAAUGAAAAAUGAAUGUUUCAAAUAUUUUUCCGCAGAAAAAGUGAGAGAGAAGGAAGCAAACGACAGAGAAAAAGGAGGCAAGAGGCAAGAGGCAAGAGGCAGAAAAAUUAGCGGGAGCUAAUCGGGAAGCAGAGAGUACAGAAGAAACUAGAAGGCAAAAGAGAAGAGAAAGCAAAGACAACCAGACGCCGCACCUCAUGACCGUCCGACCCCUCUCUCCACUUUAAUUGAUUGAUUUGUUUGUCUCCCAUCGUCAACAGCCAACAAAAAGUAAAAUCGGAGCGUUGAAAUAACGGAUUCUGAUUCUUCUCUCGCCUGAGAGAAAAUGGACGACGAGGUUGUUCAGCGAGCGUUCCAGGAAGGAGGAAGAGACUUUUUCCAACAGCCACCCUCCACUUCCUCUUCUUCCCCUUCCAUCCUUCAAUCACUCCCUCUCCAUGUGUCUUUUGAUCAUGGAUAUUACUUAUUAGUAAAAUCCAUUCAAGAACUCAGAGAGAAAAAGGAUGGCAUUGUUAUCAUUGGUAUAGGUGGUCCCAGUGGUUCGGGUAAAACAAGCUUAGCAGAGAAGGUGGCAUCUGUAAUUGGUUGUACUGUCAUAUCAAUGGAGAACUAUCGUGCUGGAAUUGAUGAGAGCAAUGAUUUGGAUUCAUUAGAUUUUGAUGCAUUGGUUCAAAAUCUUGAGGAUCUAACCAAAGGAAAAGAUACUUUGGUGCCGGUAUUUGAUUUUCAUCAAAAAAGACGUGUUGGUUCAAAAGCAAUAACAAGUGCUUCAUCUGGACUGGUGAUAGUUGAUGGUACCUAUGCUCUAGAUGCAAGAUUGCGUUCUUUACUUGAUAUUAGGGUUGCAGUGGUUGGUGGUGUUCAUUUUAGCCUCCUCUCAAAAGUUAGAUAUGACAUUGGGGACUCUUGUUCUCUUGAUUACCUUAUUGACAGCAUUUUUCCAUUGUUCAGAAAGCACAUUGAGCCAGACCUUCAUCACGCACAGAUUAGAAUUAAUAACAGCUUUGUCUCAUCAUUUAGGGAAGCAAUCUACAAGCUGAAGUGCAGAAAUGAGGCAGCGGAUGGACAUUCUUCUAUUGUUCUUCAAGGAAGUGAAGCACAGACUGAUAAUUUUAUUGAGAUGUACCUGAGGCCUCCAUCAGCAAGUGAAGAAGCAAGGAUUAAUGAUUGGAUUAAGGUGCGACAAGCUGGGAUUAGGUAUUAUCUGUCACUUGGUGACCAACGGAUUGUUGACAAAAAUUUUAUUAUCAGGCCAAAGGCAGAGUUUGAGGUUGGGCGGAUGACUCUAGGAGGAUUGCUGGCCUUGGGAUACAGUGUUGUAGUUAGUUAUAAGCGUGCAUCUACAUCUGUUCGUGCAGGAAAUCUUUCUGUGUCACUUGAAUCGAUUGAUAGUCUUGGGGAAACAUUUAUAGUUAUGAGAGGCACAGAUAGGAAGACAGUUGGAGCAGAAGUAUUAAGACGGGGAAUUAAGGGACCAUGGAUUACCAAAUCAUAUCUUGAAAUGAUUCUUGAAAGGAAAGGUGUACCACGCCUUAAUACACCACCCCCUUUGUCUGGAACAUCUGCGAGUAACACUCAAGAGAAGGUGAUUUCCAUGCCAAGACCUAUACGCACUACAGGCCUGAUUAAUCGCCUCGAGGAUUUGUCUCAGCCGUGGACUCGAUCUCCCACAAAAUCUAAAAUGGAACCUGUGGUAGAAACGUGGUGUUUCAUCUCUUCAGAUGAUUCGUCAUCUUUCAGGGAUACUAUAAGACUGGCUCCAAUGCCUGAUUCGUAUGAUUUGGACAGAGGACUUCUUCUUUCUGUUCAAGCAAUACAAGCUUUGUUGGAGAAUAAAGGUCUUCCUGUCAUUGUUGGAAUUGGAGGUCCUAGCGGGUCUGGGAAGACAAGUUUAGCUCAUAAAAUGGCAAAUAUUGUUGGCUGUGAAGUAGUGUCCCUUGAAAGCUAUUUCAAAUCUGAACAAGUAAAGGAUUUCAAGUAUGAUGACUUCAGUUCUCUUGAUUUACCCUUGCUUUCCCAGAAUAUUAAUGAUAUAAGGAAUGGUCGAAGAACAAAAGUACCCAUAUUCAACCUGGAAACUGGUGCUCGAACUGGCUUCAAGGAACUUGAAGUUUCUGAAGACUGUGGUGUGAUUAUUUUCGAGGGGGUCUAUGCAUUGCACCCUGAAAUCCGAGUAUCCAUUGACUUUUGGAUUGCUGUUGUUGGAGGUGUUCAUUCACAUCUAAUUUCUCGAGUCCAGAGGGACAAAAGUAGAGUAGGGUGUUUUAUUUCUCAAAACGAGAUCAUGAUGACAGUUUUUCCAAUGUUCCAGCAGCAUAUUGAACCUCAUCUUGUUCACGCACAUCUCAAAAUUCGAAAUGAUUUUGAUCCUGUGCUUUCUCCUGAGAGUUCACUAUUUGUUUUAAAGAGUGACAAACAAGUGGAUUAUCAAGAUAUUCUCAACAUCCUUGACUCUGCAAAGUUCUGCAGUUCUGUUCAGAAUUUUAUUGAUAUAUAUUUAAGGCUUCCGGGACUUCCUGCUAAUGGGCAGUUGUCAGAGAGUGACUGCAUACGCGUCAGAAUAUGUGAGGGCAGAUUUGCGUUACUGAUUCGGGAGCCAAUAAGAGAAGGUAACUUCAUCAUUCAGCCCAAAGUGGAUUUUGACAUAAGCAUUAGUACGGUUGCUGGUCUUCUUAAUCUUGGGUAUCAAGCUGUGGCUUACAUUGAAGCAUCUGCAUUUAUCUAUCAAGAUGGAAAGAUUCUUAUUGAGGUUGAUCAUCUUCAAGAUGUCCCAAGUCCUUACUUACAGAUUAAAGGGGUUAAUAAAGAGGCUGUGGCUUCAGCUGGUUCAGCUCUUAAACUUGAUGGUUCAUAUACUACAAAGAGUUAUCUUCAAAUAAUUUUGGAAAGAUUACCUUCGGUAGAAAGGAGCUCGACUGGAAUUCACACCCAGCAAGCAGCAAGGUUGCAGGAGCUUGUUGAGUACAUACAAUCUCAGGGUAGCAAUAAUUCGGUUUCUGAGUCUUUACCAAGUAGGGAGGCUUCUUCGAUAGAAAGCGUACUUGAAGACAUGCAGUCCCGGAUUAAGAGGCUUGAACGGUGGCAUACCAUCAAUACCGUACUAUGGACUUUCUUAAUGUCUGCCCUUGUUGGCUAUUCCCUUUACCAGCGCAAGCGCCAAUGAUCCUGCUUUUUUGACUAAUCAUACGGGGGAGAAUGUUUUUCCCAAUUUCUUGAACAGGCGAAAGUUCUUUUCCCAAAAGAGGGACCUUUCCCAUGGUUUCUGAGAUUAUAUCAGUUGCCGGAAACAUUGAUUCUAACCAGUAGACUGUGACUGCAUAAUUUUAUUAACAACCGGAAACAUUAAAUGUUCCCCCGUUGGAAGUACUUUAAUUUUAGUGAAUGAAGAUCAGAUACCGGCAACCCUCUGUAA